Molecule: messenger RNA, 1884 nt
Organism: Desarmillaria tabescens
Lineage: Eukaryota; Fungi; Basidiomycota; Agaricomycetes; Agaricales; Physalacriaceae
Exons: 9
Coding region: 1-1884 (627 amino acids)
Molecular function (GO): protein binding
Source: RefSeq, a predicted model, not a curated record
AUGGCGAAGAUUGUGGACGGUGGCGAUCUGCCUGUGGAAGUUUGCGAAUUUAUUUUUCGUUUUCUUUCGUUAGAAGGGCUCAGAAAUGCAGCGUUGGCGUCACGCUCGUUCAGAUGGAUGGCCCAGCCCCAUCUCUUCCAAUCAUUUUCCCUCGUUGCCAACAAUGACCGGGAUGCCAUGCUCCAUUUUCUCAAGACGGGUCAACGGAUCGGUCUGGCGGAUACCAUCCAGCGUUACGAUUUCUACAGCUCACCGCGUAUCGCAUCAUUUGUUCAGACGUGCAAAGUGGAGUUCGUGACUUGGCCAGAUCAUGAUUUCGAGCCAGUCUUUGACAGCCUUUGUGCCCAUCUCGCUGAUUUCUCCGAGCUCGAAGAACUGUCUCUUACGAAUGUGGUUAUCGCUCCACAACGUGCCCGAGACAUCUCCCAGUGUCGUCCCCUAAAACGUCUGUCACUUACCGCUUGUGCGAUUGUCAGUCUUGCAGACAGUGAUCUGCAGCGCAAAUGGUCCACACAGAGCCUACAUGUCCGUUGUUUCGAGGAUCCCCGUUUGCGUGCUCCCCAACAUUGGUUAUCUAUAAUCAAUAUCAGCACUCUAUCUACCCUCCAUCUACACUCCAAAUGGUCUUCCCUUGACGCUUUAGAGGAGAUCACCAUGAUACAGGAAUUAGCGGCGUUGAAAUCCAUCACCCUCCAAGGCGACGAGCAGGUGGUCAAAUCUGAGCUUCUACCCCUUGCACUCUCAAAGUGUCCAGGUUUGAUGGAGUUGUGCAUUCUGCCAUCUUCUCGAGGUCCUCACGCGCUCACCAUUCUUCCUCCACCAUGCACCGUUCCCCUUUUAGCCUACGACGGGCCGCAUUACCUGCUUAAGUCUCUCUUGGAGGAGCAGAGACAACUGCGGCAUAUCAGGGUGAUGGGUGAUAGAUGGGGUAGGACAUGCGACAUGUUCGACCUCUUGCAAGAUCUGCCUAUGCUGCAAACUUGUGCCCCGGAUCUCCAGUCGAUGCAGCUUCGCGCCUUCCCUACCAAAGCGUUAUGUGGAUCCAUUGCAUCAUUAUUUCCCCGGCUUCGCUCCCUAUCUUUCGUACUUCCCUUACAAACCCAGGCUCAGGAGCCAAUGUAUGCAUUGACUAAAGAACCGUUCCAUCGUGCACUCCUGAACAUGGUCCUGUCUCCAGACCUUCAACAUCUUGUCAUCAUCUCCAUGAUAGCAUCGGAUUAUGUUGAAGGCCGCGAAGUGAUAGAUACCCUUACGGGGAAAUAUCCCGCGUUGCGGAAUGUGUAUUUGCACUUCCCAGACAACUAUUGGAUGACUUGGGUGAAAUCUUCCCGUCUAAAGGGGCAGGGAACACAAAGGGGGUUUCUUUCUACAGUUAUGCCCAGUUGGAAUCCAUGCCUUUUCCGUGCUUUAACGGUCACUGUAGGCCUUAACCGUACAUCUGCUAACUCCUCACUCCUAGAAUGGGAUAUUUUAAUCCGCUUCAUUGGUACAUAUGCUGAUCAGGAACAAAGUACAACCGCACUGAUUCGAAUUCAUACGAUCGUUCUUCUUUUCGAUCGACGGCAUGCGGCUAGAAGUGCGCGCGGUGCAGGCACACUCUGGGAAUCUCACUCGUUAGAACCGCCAGAGUCGCCUACCUUGGCCUCGAAUGAAACUGGACCGCAAGGACUAAGUAUGGACGAUAAGGUGCUAUUUGUGAAGCACCCCGAAAACUGUACCAAUCACACAUGCAAGUUUAUCCCAAAGGUUAAACUAAACACCUCGGAAGAAAGCGAUUCUUCCUCCGUCUUAACUUCGCGUCGGGACCAAGGUUCCUACUCCGAUGAUUUCAAAAUAGGAAUCGUCUGUGCUCUCCGACUUAUGGGUGUCCUCAAUACUAAAUGA